UUGGGGGACGGACGCGCCGAAGAGGCGCCUUAGAAGCAUGGCGGAGCUCGCUGCGGCGCCGUCUCCACGGCAGCGGCUGGACACGUGUUUGGAGCUUCUGGGAGCCGCCGCGGGUCGCCCCGAGCAGUUCCUCAGUGUCCAGGAUGGCCUUGCCGCUGACUUCGUCGCCUUGACCAAAGCGCUCUACGAUUUUCAUCACGCCCUCCAAGGAGAAACCGUGGCUGGAAGCCCUUUAGAACAGCUGGUGGUUGAGAACUUCGAUGAGGAGCAGAUCUGGCAACAGCUGGAGCUCCAGAACCAUGCCGUCCUGGGGUCCUUGAAGAAAGCAGUCGCGAGAAACGUGGAGGACGAGGGAAAGGGGCUGCUUUCCCUUCUCCCAGACAUUGAGGAGGAGGAGGAAGAUGAGGCAGGAGAUGGUGAGGAGGACAUGGAUACGGAGGACCAAGCGGAGAUGGAACCCAGCAGCAGUCACAGUGAAGAGGAAGAAGAUCUUGAGCAGAAGAAAAGCAAUUCGGAAGCCUCCAAAAAUGGUCUUUUCAGCGACGAGGAUUCUGAGCUGGACUUUGAUAUCGAUAAGUUAGAGCAGCAAACCCAAAAGUCAAAGAACAUUAGGAAAAAGACGGGGACAGACUCCCAGGUGGACGACAGAUUUUUCAAACUCUCCGAGAUGGAGGCUGCAUUGGAGGCAGAGGAGAAAGAAGGAAACAAAGAUAAUGACAGCGAUGGAAUAGAUUAUUUCGAAGAGAUUUUCUCUGAAGAUGAUGAUGACGACGAGGAGGAGGAGUUUGGAGCAACGAAGAAGAAGGCAAUUAAAAGUGCUCGCGAUCUUAAAUAUAAAGAUUACUUUGAUCCUGUGGAUGAGAGCUGCGAUCCCCUGGAUGAAAAGGAGGAUGAUCAAAAUAACCAGAGUGGAGAAGGUGGAGAAGAAGAGGAGGAAGAGGAAGAAGGCAGUGCUGAGAACGCUCCCCAGAGCGCUGAGGACGUGGGUGGAAUGAGACAGACCGAACGUGGGAAAAGCAAAGACCCUUCGAAAAGAGUGACUUUCUCCUUGCCCUUCGACAGCGACGUUGAAGAGGAAACUGAGCCAUUCCAGGAAAAAUCUAACAAGCCUCCCGAAAUGAAAUCAUCCUUCGAGAAAAGACAGGAAAAGAUGAGUGAAAAAAUAAAAUCCCUCGAAGAGGAGCUGCUGAAGGAGAAGUCGUGGCAACUGAAGGGCGAAAUUGUGGGGCAGAAGAGACCAGAGAACAGCCUCUUGGAGGAGAUGCUGCUGUUUGACCACGCAGUCCGAAUGGCUCCUAUGGUCACGGAAGAAACGACGCUUGAGCUGGAAGAGAUUAUCAAGAGAAGGAUAAAAGACCAGGCUUGGGAUGAUGUUGUCCGUAAAGAAAAACCAAAAGACGAUCCAUUUGAGUAUAAGAAGCGUUUGACUCUGGAUCAUGAGAAGAGCAAAUUGAGUCUGGCUGAAAUUUACGAGCAGGAAUAUUUGAAACUGAACCAGAAAAAAACGGAAGAGGAAGAAAAACCCGAGCAUAUCGAAAUACAGAAAAUGAUGGACUCUCUCUUCGUCAAACUGGAUGCUCUGUCCAACUUCCACUUCAUGCCGAAACCGCCUGUGCCGGAAGUUAAAAUCGUCUCCAAUCUCCCAGCGAUCACCAUGGAAGAGGUCGCUCCGGUGCAUGUUAGUGAUGCUGCCCUACUGGCACCUGAAGAAGUCAAGGAGAAGCACAAAGGGGGCGAUGUGAAAACCGAUGCCGAGAAGACCCCCACGGACAAGAAACGGGAUCGUAGGAAGAAGAAGAUGAUGAAACGCCUGAAGCUGAAGGAGAAGGAGAGGAGGCAGAAACUCCUGGAGAGUAAAUCGGAACCCAGCGCCAAGCUCAGCAAAAAAGCCUCGGAGGCCCAGCUGAAAAAGCUGACCAAGGAAAGGGGCACCUCCUUGCUUAAGGAUGACGGCCGAGACAAAGCUUUGAAGUCCUCCAAGGCUUUCUUUUCUCAGCUGCAAGAUCAAGUGAAAAUGCAAAUUAAGGAGGCGAAGAAAAGCCAGAAGAGACCAAAGAAGCGGGAACUUUCUGCCCAGAAGCUAAAGCUAUGAUAAAUUAUGCAUGCCCUGCUUUGUAUAAAUUAAAAUAAGGGUGGGAUUUUUAUUAUUUUCUUAAUUUAAAACUCUGCUUUGAAUUAAACUCUGUUGAUAGGCAUACGCAUAUCCCCUUUUCUCUUGAAGUCACUGCUGUAUGCAGGGUCUCCGUCCGGUACGGUCACAUUUAAAACUGCCACAUUGCCUUUCUUUGACUGCAGCCUGCGGUCACUUCUGACUACUUGUCAUUCCAAGCAUUUUGCAGUCAAAGGAACGAAGGAAUUAGGGACGAUGAGGUCCUGUUGAUUCUCGGCAAUAACAUAGAAGUGAUUCAUUUUUAUUUUUUAUUUAUUUCUCAGGCUUGCCUUUGAUCUUCCUCCCCAGUCAGCCAACUGCAACCCUGCAAAUUUUUCCAGCAGCAUCCUAGUUCCUUUUUCCCUGCCUUCUGUUGUGAAUCACUUGUAAAAAUGCCAGUACUGACUGGAGACACACUUUGAUGUGAAUCUUCGAAGGGAUUCGGGUGGUUUUUAAGCUUGGACAGAAUUAAUAUUAAAUCGGUGCAUAAGUUCUAUGUCAGUCCAGGGGUUUCAAUAGAAGGCGUAAUUUUUUUUUAAAAGUUUUUUAUUAAUAAUUCAAAUUUAAAAAACAAUGGACAUGGUUUGACAUCUCUGGUUUCUAACAUUUCCAUCUAAUUCAAAUUAAUAAUAUAUUCCUUAAUCUAUACACAAGUUUACAUAUAUCUUACUUCAUUACAUGUCAAGCAUACUACAUAAUUCCUCCUAAACAACUAUAUCCAUAUCCAAUAAACUUAAAUCACACACACAAGUUCAGUAUAUAUUGACAUAUAUAUUUCUAGACAUUCACUACACCUUCUUUUUGGCAUUCUUCCUCUUGUCUAACCAUUCAUAAAAUUUAGUCCAGGUUUCAUAAUAUGUUGAUUCACUUUUAUUUUUGAGUUCCAAAGUGAGCCUCUCCAUUUCUGCACAAUUGAAGAUUUUACAUAACAGCUCUUCUUCUGAAGGUGGAAGGCUUAAUAAGAUCUUCAUCUAUCCUCCGUUCCACACUUCUGAUUGCAUUUGUUUGGAAUCUGUAAAAUACCUUCUGGGAUUUGAUAUAUUUGUUCCUUGGCCAGGAGGAAUGAUAAGAAAAUGGUAGAGGGUUUCCUGCUUGGGCAGGUGGGUUGGACUAGAAGACCUCCAAGGUUCCUUCCAACUCUCUAGAGGUAGGUCAAAGGUCACGGUGCCAAGCUUCGAGCAGCGCACUGCCUUAGCUCCUGCGCUGUGGUCUUUCCUGCUUCUAUGAUCUAAUUCUUGGCUUUUACCUGCAUUAUCUCACCUAGAGAGGAUGGCAUCUUGAGAGGGGGGUGAAUAAUUUCUAUCCAAUUAGAAUACUGUUACUGUCCAGGCUUUUAUCUGCUUGUGUAAAACUGUAUAAAAAUAAAGCUCUCUACGAAGGCGGGAGAGACAUCUUGGAACAGAGCAAAAGCCUGGACCUCUGAUUUACAACACAACUCUUGUUACCUGUUACCUAUAACUCCGUUAUUCUGUACUCUGUAAAAGGUUUAUUGUAUUUUCAUGAGCUUGAAUUCCUCCUAAUGCCCCUAGGACGAUGGGUGGCUACUAUAUUUCAAAUCGUAGCCUGGUGUAUAUUAAAAACAAUUCUUUUGUAGAAAUUUAAA
Pantherophis guttatus is the source of this 3752-nucleotide messenger RNA. It is a transcript of the gene MPHOSPH10, whose product is annotated as M-phase phosphoprotein 10. Lineage: Eukaryota; Metazoa; Chordata; Lepidosauria; Squamata; Colubridae. Gene Ontology annotation, cellular component: nucleus; Mpp10 complex; sno(s)RNA-containing ribonucleoprotein complex. Gene Ontology annotation, biological process: rRNA processing. The record is from RefSeq and is a predicted model, not a curated record.